This is a messenger RNA of Nicotiana attenuata, 1575 nucleotides long. RefSeq names its product cytochrome b561 and DOMON domain-containing protein At5g47530-like. The record is from RefSeq and is a predicted model, not a curated record. Bases 129 to 1334 code for a protein of 401 amino acids. The transcript has 3 exons. Lineage: Eukaryota; Viridiplantae; Streptophyta; Magnoliopsida; Solanales; Solanaceae.
CUUUCCACAUUAUUAAGCAAGUAGUUCAGUUUCUUGAUUCAUUCAUCCAAAACCUAACAAAGACAAUUCCCUUUAAAAAAUAGCCAAUUCUUGCAAAAAUAGCCAGCUCUUGAAUUUGGUUCUCAAAUAUGGAUAGACUUGUAACAACUUUGUUGUUUUCAUCAUUCUUGUUAUUAAGUCUAUUUUGUACUACUUCUUAUGCUCAAACACAAAACUGUUCAGCUUUUGCAUUCAGAAAUAAUAAGAAUUUUGCAACUUGUAAUCCUCUACCUUUGCUCAAUUCUGUUCUUCACUGGACUUAUCAUCAAAAUAAUCACACAGUUGAUCUUGCUUAUAGACAUAGAGGAGUUACAGAUUCGGAUUGGGUAGCUUGGGGUUUAAAUAUUAAUGGAGGAAGAAUGGCUGGUGCACAAUGUUUGGUUGCAUUUAAAAAUUCCAGUGACCAAAUUCAAGCUUACACUGCUCCUAUUGCUGAUUAUUUGACUCAGUUAAGACAAGGUUCUUUGAGUUUUAAUGUGCCAAGAAUUGAAGCAGAGUUUUCAAACAAUGAAUAUAUUAUUUUUGCAAGUUUGGAACUUCCUAGUGGAAGGACUAGUUUUAAUCAGGUUUGGCAAAAUGGCCAAGUUUCUGGUCAGGUUUUGCAAGCUCAUAGCCAAUCUGGUGAUAAUAUGAGGUCUUUUGGAAGUGUUGAUUUUGCAACUGGCCAGUUAGGGAAUGAUGGUGGUAGCUCAAUCACUUCUAGACAACGUAAAAGAAAUGUUCAUGGAGUAUUGAAUGCAGUGAGUUGGGGAGUGUUAAUGCCAAUGGGUGCAGUAUUUGCAAGGUAUUUAAAGGUGUUCAAAUCAGCAAAUCCAGCUUGGUUUUAUCUACAUGUUGCUUGUCAAACUUCUGCCUAUGCUGUUGGUGUUGCUGGAUGGGGCACUGGUCUCAAACUUGGCAGUGAUUCUGUUGGUAUCAAAUUCACUACUCACAGGAAUAUUGGCAUCACUCUCUUCUGCCUUGGAACUCUUCAGGUAUUUGCUUUGCUACUGAGGCCAAAGCCAGACCACAAAUACAGAUUAUAUUGGAACAUAUACCACCAUGCUAUUGGAUACGCAGUGAUCAGUCUGAGCAUUACCAAUGUGUUUGAAGGAUUUGAUGCUUUGAAUGGGCAAAAGAAUUGGAAAAGAGCUUACACUGGAGUGAUUAUUGCCUUAGGGGCAAUUGCUGUUUUAUUAGAAGCAUUCACUUGGUUUAUUGUUAUCAAAAGGAAAAAAUCAGACUCUAAUAAGAACUCACAAAAUGGAACAAAUGGUGUUAAUGGUUAUGGAAAUGGGACACAUCAACAGGCAUAAAACAGAGAUUUUGGAGUCUAUAUAAAUGUCACUUUGACAUGUUUUGUAUGCAUAUAUGUUUUUGGUUAUUUGGUUUAGAUUAUUGUUUAUUUAUGAUGUUUUAGCAUUAGAUUUUGGGUACUUUUUUCUAUUUUUUUCCUUCUUUGCAGAUUGAUAUAUUCUUGUAUACAUACAUGUUGAGAGACCACCUAUUUGUGGUUUAUAUUUUAUCACUAUUAGUAGUCCUUUCAUUCACUUUCAU